This is a messenger RNA of Hymenoscyphus albidus, 1503 nucleotides long. The record is from the annotation of a GenBank genome assembly. NCBI's taxonomy places the organism in Eukaryota, Fungi, Ascomycota, Leotiomycetes, Helotiales, Helotiaceae.
AUGACUGGGGAUUUCUUCAAGUAUAAAAUUAUGUAAUAAUACAUCUCCCGACAUCUCAACACCCCUUUCAAUAAUAUCGGACUCGGCAAGCGACAUCAAACAAACAAUUGCAGCAACCUCGCCCAGCCACGCCAGGCUGACAUUUGGCGAUCGUACGGGGCCAACGUUGCGCCCCGCAAAUGCAAAUUCGCACCAAUCCAUCCUAUCACAGCGAGCAAUCGGGGAGAAUCCCCCCUUUUAUUCUCGAGCUUAUCCCCUUUGGUCUGAUGAGCUUCGCCUCCAAGUUUUAAAAUAAACCCGCAUGGGGGCUGAAGUGCUUGAGGUGUACUCCGUAUAUUCACCGCAUCGGCGCCUACUCUCCUUUUCUUUUAUUGUCGUCUGCCAGAUCGUUUGCUUCACAAUUCAUUCUCUGCUCUAAGCGGUCUUCUCUUGCCGUGUCGAUUCAACGCCGUUCCAUUUCACGGUCCCUACCUACCCUUCGUCCAAUAUGCGUUACUCCUUCAUCACCACGGGCUUUUUGGCAGCGGCCUCUGCCGUUUCAGCUGCUGAUAAUCGGUGUGGUCAACUCAGCGUCAAGGAAUUGGUCGCUAGCAAUCCAUGUGGUGACCAGGCUCAGAUCUCAGAAUGUCUCAACAAAGUCAAUGUGCUCAAGUUGGAUGAGGUGUUUCCAUGUUUUGUGGACAGUGGUUGCUCUGAACACGAUGCCACUUUCUUCGUGGCCGGUUGCACAUCAACACAUGCCAGCCCACGACCGGAUUUGAAGAGAAAUGAGGCUAUUCCAACUGGAAAUGGUGGAAAACGGGCUGAAGUUAUGCCCCGUCAAGCCCAAACCACUGCAGCACCAACUGGAGCUGCGCAACCUGUAGGCGCCAAAGACGGUCCUGGCCCUCUCACAAAUUGUUCUACCACAUGUACGUCCUGCUCCCUUCGCACCCUGCUUGGAUCCAUUGCUGACUCUGUUCUUUCGCAGAUACCACUUCCGUGGAGGUGUGUGUGACCAGUACCAAUACCGCUGGCCUUGUCGUUGGCUCGCAGUGCUCCCAGGGAGCGAUUACCACCUCCUCUUGCCACCCUGCCAUGAUCUGCUUUGCCGACGCUUCAGAUAACGCGCUCCGAGUCUGCAUGAUCCGAAAAGAUGACCUUUCCACUGGUGGUCUCGUCGUUUCCCUCGCGUUCUCCAUCGCCCUCGUUGGCACCAUUGGAUCCCUUUUCGCUAUGUCCCGAAUCGAAAAGAGCAAGGCGAAGAGAGAGGCCCGAGAGCGUGCAGCACUACUCGGAGGUGACAAGAGCGCGAUGGAGGACGUCGAAACUGCGAAGCCAUACAGAAUUGGAGGUGGAGGGGAGAGCAACGACAACGAGGCAGAUAUUUCGUCGAUUCCAUCUAAUGCUCCUAAGAUCAAGCUUCACAAGGGAAUUGAUGGAUUGGAACAACAGGGUGGUGCCGGCGGCCAACAUUGGUCUAACGAUUAUGCUGCUCAGGGCGGUGCGGGCAACAGAUUGUAG